CCAAUCAGUUUCGUUUUCAAUAGGAGAUUGACCAGAUGUCUGUGUCAGUGUGUGAUUCAUCUAAAUUCUAGUCUAGAAUCUAGAUAGAUCUAUUUCUAUUCUAUAUUCUAGAUCUAAAUCUAGAUAAUAUCUACACAUUUUCGAUAAUUUAUAGAUCUAGAUGAGAGUAGAUCUAGAAUAAUCUAGAUCAAGUUUUAUUCUAGUAAAUACUAAGACUCUUAGUAAGACUCUAGACUAGUACACUUACACUACAGUACAGUGUACUGACUACAGUCACAGUCACUCACAGUGUACAGUGACUACUCAACUACUGUAACUGUACAAGUAGCUUAAGCCUUAGCUUAACUUGCAAGUUUUUAAGUUUUUUUCAAAUAUGGCAGAUGAUACUAAACUGUGUCAGAACUGUAAACGAGAUAUAGCAAGUGCUAAUUUCGUGAUGCAUGAAGUUCACUGUCGCCGGCACAUAGUACUAUGUAAAGACUGCAAUGAACCAGUUCCUAGAGCAGAGCUUGAGGAACAUUUCCAAGAACUUCAUGCUCAAGUUCCCUGUGAAAAGUGUGGCAAGACAACUACCAAGGAUGCAAUGGCAGAACAUUUAGCAGAUGACUGUGCCAAGAGAUUAUUACAGUGUACUUAUUGUGACCUGUCCGUCACAAAAGAAGAGCUAGAAUCACACAUGGGCUAUUGCGGGACCCGGACAGAGUGCUGCCCCCUCUGCCAGCAGUACGUCAUGCUGAAGGACAUGUUGAGACAUGAAAGCUCUGGAUGCACCUACCCUGAGCCCAAACCACCCCAGCAGCUGCCGCAGAGUGAUCCAGGAGUCUACAGCAUGGAGGAAUUGCAGCGGCUAUUAAAUGGUUCAGAAUUUGGUGUAGGAGAUUUCUUCAAUGACCCACACACAGAUUUCCUGUUCCCAUUCAACACCAACAAAAGUAACGUCACUCUGAGUAAUCCAGUCAGUAAUGGCUUGUCCACAAGUGCUGUGUACAAAAAGUCUGAUGUGAAUGUACACAGGGAUAAAAAAUCUCCCCCAGAGCUGGCAGAUGACUCUGCUAUCACCCAUGAUAUUGAUUAUGAUGAGAUGUUGGCUUUACAGUUGGCACAAGAAUGGGAACAGGAUGAUGAAGAUAUAGACAGUGACUUGGCUGUCAUACACCACAAAAGGCCGGUAGAUUCAUUAGCUGAUUUAGUGAGUAGUACUACUGAGACCCAUGUAACCACUAAGAAGCCGUUGUCACCCAUCACUAGUAAAGAACUUCUGCAACCCUCAAGAUUGAAUAAAGAACCUGAUUCAAAUGAUGAUGUUGACGAGGAGACCAAGAUUCCGUGUGAGUUCUGUGACCUGGAAGUAACACUGCACACUUAUUUUGACCACGUGGAAAAUUGUCAAAUUUCAAGAUUUUUCCAACAAAGUCAAAGUGUCCCUGACCUUAACAAUGAGAUCUCAAGUCCACAGAUGAGUAUGAGUCGUCACUCCAUCCCAGUAAUUAAUAAUCUCAGAUCAAUGCCAAGAAGUGAUCACGUAGUUCCCAAGUUGUCUGCUUCAGACGAUGACUUCAUGUUGCCCUGUGAAUUCUGUGAAGAAAUGUUUCCAUCAGAAAUCAUCAUUCAACACCAGAGUUUAUGCCAAGCAAAUGAACAACCCCCACACAGAGAGGCAACUUCUACACACAGAGAGGCAACUUCUACACAAAGAGAGGCUUCUUCAUUUGUCUCUAGCAGCAGAGGUUCUCACAAUGUAAAAACGAGAUCUGUCCGAAAUUAUCCCUCCCCCAAGAUGCCAGAGAAAAGUGGAAGGUCUCGGCACCGCCAGUCUUCUCCAUCCCUCAUUAACUAUGUGGGUCAAGAUGGUGGAGAUGCAGAUGAAAAUAUAAAUUACAAGAAGCCUUUGACAGCAAUGAGGCCUCUAGAGUCUACAAGUAACAAAUACAGCAGUUACCCAGUCAGUCGUUUUGACCCUGCUGUAACGAAACCACCAAGACGCCUCUCAAGACAUAACAGCCAUGGCGAUGAUGAUGGACCAGAAUUUACUGUUAGUAAACAAGAACAACGAACCAGAGCCAGAUUGAAUCAGUUUUUACAAGAUGAUGUCAGUCAAGGUGCCUCACCUUACACAAAAGAAGACGCCAGUAUUUCUAAAUCAAUGAGAACAACAGGGCAGGAAAGAAUCGGUGGGGAAAGAAAAUCUAAUGUAGACACUCGAACUGUUUUGAGACAGAUGGAAGACAGGGCAGCAAUGAGACAAACAGAAGACAGCUCAACAAGGCGAACAGAAGAAAAUAAGCAGACGUCAUCAAGAAAAAGAGCAUCCCAGAGAUCACAGUUAUCUAAUGAGACAGCUGCUGAAGGGCCUGCCAACAGGAACCUCUCGAGAUCACACCAUGUGUUCAGCCCUGAUUUACGAUUGAAACCAGAAAAUAAAAUUCCACCAAAAAAGCGGUAAACAAACAAAACAACAAACGCUUGGAUCAACUGAACAGAAACUGUGAUAGAUAUUUUUUCAUUGUUUAAUGUUUCGUUUCAUUUGCAAUUCACAUUUUUAUACAGCGGUUGAACUUGAUGAAGUUGUUGCUAAAAUUCACUUGAAAGACUUGAUGAAAAUGUCCAUCUAGGCUGAGCACCUUUUCUUGCAAAAUAAAUAUUUAUUUUGUUCCUUCUUAUUUAUGUAUACAGUGACACAACAUAAAUUGGCGGGCAUUUGCUUUUACCAUACAAAAGCUAAAAUUGUCUAGUGAAAUAUUCUAAGGGCUGAACAGAUGUACAAUGUCUUGAAAACUUAAAAAAAUAUUUUGGUGUACAGUUAAAUAACUUUUUUUUUUCUGAAACUUGCUUGGAUUGGAAAGUGCAAAGUCUUUCAUUUCUUUCAAUCUAUUAUUUUUUUUUUUUUUAUUAUCCUUUCUUAAAAAGCACUGUUUUAUUCAGCUUCAUGCUGACCUGUUUUAUCAUUGAAUGUAAGCUGUUGAAAAGAUGAUUUCAUACUAAAGGGAUUCAGUAUGAACAGUUCAGCCUGUAUGAAUGUUGUUUUUCUUUUUUUUUCAAGGGGAGACUUCUUUGUUAAAUAUCCAUGUAUUCAGCAAUAUUUGUCUACAUGUUUUUAGAAUUGACUUUAUAUAUAUACAAAUAUAAAUAGAUAAUAUGUAUAUCACAUUACUAAUUGCUAAUAUGAGUUCAUAAAAUAAAAUAAAUUUAUUAAUAGUUUUUUUUUUUUUACUGAUUUGCAUCUGAUGUAACACAAUAUGUUGUUCACAGUUCAACACUCUUUCUUCAUAUCUGUACUUCAAGGGAAUGUUUAUAUUAUUUGUGUCACUUGAUUAUUUUUCAAGUUACAAAAUUAUUUCAAUUUUUUUUUCUUCUUUUUUUAUAAAAAUUUACUCAAAAUGACUAUGUUCUUUAGUCCUUUUAUUUUACUGGGUAUAGUAAUGAUGCAUUCAAGCCUUGUACUGAAUGGAAAAAUUGAGGUAAAUAUAUAAAUAUAUAUAAAUUUGAUGCCACAGCCUCCUUGCCUGUUAGAACAAUGUCAAGGAUGCUAGGUUAUGUUUGGAACCUGUACCUAUUUUGGUUCAUUUGUAAGGAGUCUGAGCAACACCUUGUAAAACUUUUAUUUGGUUUGGUUUCAGACUCUUAUGUUAGUUAUACCUACCAGUACUUACUUUGUUGUUACUUGUACUGGUAUGGUUGAUCUGAUUGAUAAGAAACUGUCCAUUUUUUUGUACUAUCUGCUCUUUAAGGGAAGCAACCUUAGAUGGUACAGGUUGAUACUAAUAGUGCUUUCCCUUCUUAGCUUGACCUAUAAAUAUUUUGGAAAAAAACUUAAUUUUUUUGCAAUGUACUUGUGACAGUAUUUGAAGUAACUCUGAUUGGCAAAAAAAAAAAUAAAUGUUUUGUUUUUCAGUUUCCAUUGGCAACCGUCCUAAAGCUAUUCCUGCUGUGUGUCUCAAGAGCCUUACAAUUUCCAAUUAUACUGCAAUUUUAUUUUGGUUUCUGUUUCUUAACCUUUUUAAAAAAACUAAAUGAAUGCCUGGCAUCUUAUCAAGAAUGAAUAGAAUUGUUUUGGCAUAAACACUACUUAAUUUUUAACUUCAGGGUUUAAUUUAAAUAAUGAUGGAUAUAUUGAAUUUAAAGAAUUAAUACUAAACAACUGUAGCUAGUUCACUUGUCAAGAAGUGUAUAUCCUUCAAUCGGAAUAAAUUCACAGUGUUGUUAUGUAGACAACUUGCUCAUUUCUACUCAAUAAAGAGACUUAACUUA
Messenger RNA from Biomphalaria glabrata, 4248 nucleotides. RefSeq names its product TRAF-type zinc finger domain-containing protein 1-like. Gene Ontology annotation, molecular function: zinc ion binding. The record is from RefSeq and is a predicted model, not a curated record. The transcript has 16 exons. Bases 374 to 2443 code for a protein of 689 amino acids. Lineage: Eukaryota; Metazoa; Mollusca; Gastropoda; Planorbidae.